AUGGACGAGGAAGAGGAGAGGACGGAGUUCCUGAGGGAUCGGUUUCGCCUAUCCGCCAUCGCCAUCACGGAGGCAGAAGGUGCGGUCCGGUAUUCUCUGCCGCUCUCUGUUUCUGUGGUUCAUUUUUCUACCUCUUCCCUCUGCUCUGUUCCCUGACGCGUCCCUGAAUACAGGAAGGAAGCAAGGCAUGGAGAUAUCUGAGCCUGUAGUGGCAUGCAUCGCCGACCUCGCAUUCAAGUUCUCAAGUGAGGCAUUGAAGUUGUGGGAAAUUUACUUUGAUGUACAAGUGAUCCAUGAUGUUAAAUCGAACAGAAACAUAAACAGAAACAAUUAUAGCCUUUCUAAUGUUUAGGUCUCUCUUUUCAGUAUGAAUCAGUUUUUUAAUUGCAUUUCUGAGCUACUUUUUAUUUUAGUGCUGUUUAAUUUUGUGGCUUUAUACCACUUACAUAAGAGAAAUCGGCGUUUGGUCGUAGAGCUCAAACUUACGUAUAAACGUAAAUUUUGAAAUACUAUUUAAUAGAAUGAGCAUCGUUUCACAUUAAGUGAGAUAUUAUCUUUAGCACCUCCCUUCCUCAGUAACUUGACUUCCAUAUAACUUUGUCCCAUUGAAAACACAGAUUUCUAAUGGUGUCUGGGACGACUCUGGUACAAUGUAUCAUUGAUGGAGUUUGUAUAUAUGCUUUAACCACAAUGUUUAUUUCUCUUUUUGGCAACGUGUUACUACUUUUCCACUCACUACUCACCUGGAAGGUUAAUCAUCCCAUGUUGUGAGAGUUCUAUUGUAGAAUAUGGCAGAAUUCUUCCUCAUUUCUUAGAUGUGAGUCUUCACUUUUUGGAAGUCUUAUUAGAUUUUUUGCUAGACAGAGCUAGGGGUUUAUCAAAUCCUCAUACCACAAAAUCUGGCCUUUUGCAUCGGAGUCUGGCAGGUUCAAAUUCAAGUUGAUUAUAGAAGCACUUAGUAUGUAUAUAGCCUUGAGCAACAUUUAUUUUCUGAGAAUCCUCAAGGCAUUAGCAAUCUGAUGCUGGCUCCAUAGGAAUUGCCGUCUCUAUUCAAAGAUCGCACCCAAGGAUCAAAAUCUACGAACAGUGGUUCCCUCUGUUCGUUAAUAACUUUUAGAAACUGUAAGACCAUGAAAAUGGUAGAUUUAGUGCAGGAACACAAAAUCACUGCAGGGAAUGUGUACUUUCUUUAACCAUUCUUUCUGGAACAAACUCUUGUGACGAAGGACAUUAUUUUUUUGGUAAUUUCUAAUGUUUAUCACUGUUUCCUUGUUCUCUCUAGCCAGCUAUCUCCACAUAGUCGUUCUUAUUUUUUGCAUCUGAACCUGCGUGAUACACAUCAUAUGAGAAAGGGUUUUUAACCAAAGGAUAGUUAGGAUAGUGUAUCCUGACAAUUAUGGAAAUCCUUAUGAUGCAUCCCUUAUUUUGGUGUUCUUCGUCGUAUUACCUUUUAGUUUUAUUCUUCUUUGAGGGGUGCCAAUGAGAAAGGGAUGUUACUGGAGAGAUUUAAUGAAUGUGUCAUAUGCGAUAGAUUUAAUGAGAAAGGGAUCUUAUGUAUAUAUAUGCACAUGCAUCAAUAUCUCCGCCUCUAGAUUUUCCUUUUGUUUCUAUCUAGGGGUGGUGCUGCUGACUUGCACUCGAGUACAUAUUUACAUGAGCCUUGUUUCACGCUUCCACUGCUGUUCCUGUCAAGAAAACAUUUCUGAUAUUUUCAUGUGAAAACGCUACUUUUCUUAGGAAAUGGACACGAAUUAUUGAAAUUUAUUCUUAUCUGUUUUUCGCAAAGCAGAGCAACUGGCAAAGGACUUGGAGCUCUUCGCGCACCAUGCUGGUCGAAAAUCGGUGACUAUGGAAGAUGUUAUACUAUCUGGUUAGUCUUCACUGGAUUUUCGUUGUAAUUCUCUCUCCCUGCUUUAACUCACCAACAAUAACUUUCAGCUCACAGGAAUGAGCACCUGGGCUGCCUGUUGAGGGCUUUAUCUCGUGAACUGAAAGGAAAGGAACCCCAGAAUGUAAGGAAGAAAAGGAAAACCUCAAAGACAGAAGAUGCACCAACCAGCUGA
This is a messenger RNA of Spirodela intermedia, 2063 nucleotides long. The record is from the annotation of a GenBank genome assembly. NCBI's taxonomy places the organism in Eukaryota, Viridiplantae, Streptophyta, Magnoliopsida, Alismatales, Araceae.